Molecule: messenger RNA, 3372 nt
Organism: Acanthaster planci (crown-of-thorns starfish)
Lineage: Eukaryota; Metazoa; Echinodermata; Asteroidea; Valvatida; Acanthasteridae
Cellular component (GO): Golgi apparatus
Molecular function (GO): glycosyltransferase activity
Source: RefSeq, a predicted model, not a curated record
UUGGAAAUGUGUUUGUCACCCAAAAUGGAAAGAAACACCAAAUAAAUAACGCGUUAUUAUGUUUUGUAAAUGUAUGAGGAUUAAAACAAUCAGAGCCCUUGUCACGAACCCGAAGGAAGCAAAAGCUACAGAGCCCACGGUAAAGGUUAGCCUACCUCCAUGGUGGUAAACAGCAUUCGCAACUGCUAGCUCACGGUACGGUGGCAACUAGUACUUAAAAUGCUGGCAGCAUCUGGCAACCACCGGAACGCCCUCCCAAGGUCAAACCUGGACUGCCAACCUCGCUCUGUACGUACGUAUAUGUACUGUACAUGUACGUAUGUACAAUUGUACACACCGUGCCACAUGCACAAAGCAUGCACAGACCAAUCUACGAUGACUCCAUGACAGUACACAGCUUGUGUAGUAGGAGCAGGUCAACGGUAACAGCUACGACAAGUGCCAGUGGAGCUUCCCGUUCACUGGUUUACCUGAAAGUACACCGUGAAUAUGGCCCAGGAGCAUGUGUAUAAAGUCCUCUUCUUUGUUCAAUCAGCAGCUUUCAUCAUGCUAAUUAUAAGUUAUUCGCAAAAUCCAGGUGUUUUGUACGGAUCAAGAUUGCAGCCUUCACCAAAAGCCAGAGUUACAAAUGCUUGCAACUGUAGCUCGAAUAAAACAACACUGAAAAAUGAAACUGUCCAUUUGUGCAUGCCUGUCCAAAAUGAUAUCCGCGGGCCACUUUCAAACUGCACUCUAGCGGACGUCAUGAAGAGGUCAAAGGUUAUGUUGCUGAGUACAACAAACCUAGGCUUCCUAGAUAUCACAUUAAACAUGCUGGAAAGCAUCAAACGAAUAGGAGUCUGUGUGAACACGACCAUCAUUGCAGAGGACCAGAAAUGUUACCGAUAUUUAAGUAAGAGAGCAGAGGCUGACCCAGCUGUACAUGUGGUGUUGACCAACUCCGGAGAAUCCACGAGUAAGGAGAUACUACGCACUCAACGCCGUCAGUACUACGCGCUUUUUAACAAGCGCCAAUCUUACCUCCUGACUAUGCUCCAACAAGGCCUGGACGUUCUCUUUUCAGACGCUGACACAUUUUGGUUCCGGGAUCCCUUUCCAUUCUUCAAGGGAGAUUUCGACAUUUCUUUAAUUGACUCAAUUUCACCUUAUCCGGUCCGGACGAAUCGUGGAGAUUACUGUGCCGGGUUCGUAUAUUACAAGCCAACGAAUGCCACACUGCAGCUCGUAAAUACAUGGAUUCAAACUAUGCAGGAAAACGACAAAAAGGGGAAGCUUCUCGCUGACCAAAGCGUUCUGAAUGGACUCGUACAUGCUGACAAACCUGUGUAUGUGAGGAUCAAACCCCUAGACACCAACAUUUUCCCAUGGGGACCCAAGUUUUAUUCUCUGUUAGAGAAAAAGGCAAAUUAUUCCACAGUUGUAAUGCAUGCUGCCAGCAUCCGUGGGCGUGCCGCCAAGAUUGCCAAGUUCAAAAGUUCCAAUAUGUGGUUGGUGAACAGUACUAUUGAGGAAAUAGCCGGCCAAGCGUGAGUAUCCCAAAAGUGGUGACUGGUGAAUGGACACAAGUGUCGAACAAUAUGUAGGAACGAGGGAUUCUUAGAAUAUAUUAAUCGACCUUGGUUUUAUUCUUCGGUAAGUGCAGGGUCUACCAAUACAUACCUCCACACGAACAUCUCUGCAGCAGUGUCACUAAACUAGGUCUAUAAUAACUGUUCGUUUCUUCAUGAUAUAUGCAAUUCCUAUAUCGACAAUGCAACUUGUGACCUGCUACACUCAUUUUGUUCCUUGUCAUAACCAGGUCGCGACGUCGCUAGAUUGUGCUUACAUCACUUAUUUUACGGAUGCGACCAUAACUUCAUUCCAUUCUUGCGAGAUUUUAAAACCUUUCUGAGAUUUCAUUCUUGACAGCUAUUCUUGAAAAACCACACAAAAUCAUGUAGGUUGCACGAGGAGACUGAUGAAACUUCUCAGAAACAUUUCUACACCUAAAAGCUUAGCAAAAAAUUAUUUCCUUUAACACGUCGUUUUACUUUGGCAGUCUGCAAUGAAAGGGGGACGAGGAACUAUAGUCUAAACUCUGAUCUUUUCAAGUACGUUUCUGUCCGCUGUAGUGGUGUACCUAGUAGUACAAAAUCCAACACUGCCAGGAAAAUUUCGGUCAAGAAAUCUUGACGAUGCACUUUAGAGGGACAAUGAUAGAGCUUGAAAGUAAAAAAGUUCACACAGCGAGCUUCCAGAACCCUCUUGCAAGUCCGCCAAUGGGGAUUUUACAUACAUGGGCCCGUCCAACCACGUUCGGAAAUUCCUAACUGAAACCAUUCCAAGUAACACUCAUGUAGGAAUGUUACCUUUGUGUUCCUCAAGUAAUAUUAUGAAAAGUCACCUGGAGAUGGGUAAAAAACGAAUUUCAUUAACGACCUUUAACUUCUGGCAAUAUCGUUCCUAGGUCUUCUUGUUUAUCCACGUUUGUUUUCACUUCGUCAUGUGUUUAUAUAUGAAAACGAGAUGGGACAACGUUGCAAAGAUUCCUCUACCUGGUUCUAGAUGGAGUGGAGUUGAGCUGACUGGGUUCUUAUCAGCAAAGGUUCGAUUAAACCGUUAGAUUCUUUCGUAAAUGCAGAUUAUUCCUUAAAGUUUACCUCCUUAUAAAUUGUAAAAUCCUCUGAAUGUUUUGAUCUGUUUUAUUUUAGUUUUCAACGAAAGACUACCAUAAACUAUAAUUUCAUAACAUUUCAUCUGCGUUUACGAGAACACGUAAUGGCAAUGGUUUUCAUAUAUUUUAGAAAAUAUCCGGAGUGACAGGUCAGUAUUUGGCAGGAUAUUUCUCUUUCAGGUCAGAUUAAAGUUUUCAGUUUCUUUCGCUGAAGUUACGCGAUAACUUCCGGUUCCAUGGUUCCAUGUAAACGGCGAUCAAAUCCAUAUAACUCUGUGCAGUGUAUGUGCAGUGUGCGUGGUUAAACUGACGUGACGUGACACUUUUUAUACGAACCGGAUUCAUGCCGGAAUAAAUUAGUUACACGUACUCGGCGUGCUUCGCGUUAAACACAUAUACUUGCGCGUCUCAUGGCGCGCCUAUUCAGGGAGUAAAAAAAAAAAAAAAACAACCACAAAACAAAAACGCCCUCUUUGUUCUGCUCGCAGGGGACAGCGGCGUCGCUAGAUUCAGCCUUGGGCCCCGACCUGAUAAGGAUAGAAAAUGAAAGUUGACCCCUGAUGGCGAGCUUCCGGAACCCUUGGAUAGGAAAAAUAACGUGUAAAGAUUUUAGAAUUUGUAAUAUUUUUUCGCUCAGUUUCUUCUUAUAAAAAUCCGACUUGGAAAAAGGGCUUUGAAAAAUAUUUGCUAGUAUAUCAAUUCAUAGAAACUGAAAAAAA